UGCAGACCUUAGGAAGUCCGAUUCAAAAAUACGCCCCUUCUUCAACAUAUAAUUAAAAAGACGUUCCAGCAACGAAACGUGCAAGAAAUCCUCAGAAUUGCUGACGACUCCGUUCAUGUGUGUGAACAGUGAGGUCGGCGAUAGGGCGGGGAGUAAAAAAAAACCGUGACGAGACGGAAAGGGACGACAACAGCUACUGUUUACCAUUCGCGAGAUUUAGCACAUUAUUUCCUAGCAGUUACUUUAUACUGUUAUGUAAAAGGUCACAGAGAGAGUUGGAAUUACUUCUUCCCAAUACAAUGCAUGUUUUUUUUUUAGAGCCAGAGUCGACAGACAAUGGAGGCAAUGAUUUCGCAAAUAUUCAUCUUAUCCUGCAGAGGAGACCAUCUCAUAUACAAGAAUUUUCGUGGAGAAGCUGGAAAUGAAGUAGUUAACAUUUUUUAUCAGAAAGUUACAACACUUCCAGAGAACCAGGCACCAGUUAUCAUGAACCAUGAGGGGCUGCACUUUAUUCACGUGCGACAGAGUGGCCUUUAUUUUGUGGCAACAGCUAGAACUAAUGUUUCACCUUUCACCAUCAUUGAGUUCUUAAACAGAUUUGCCAGUCUGAUUAAAGAUUACUGUGGUACUUUGAAUGAAAAACUUGUGAGACUAAACUUCGCUCUGAUUUACGAGCUGCUGGAUGAAAUGUUGGAUUAUGGCUAUAUCCAAACCACAUCCACAGACAUCCUUAAGAAUUUUAUUCAGACUGAAGUAGUGGACACAAAGCCAUCCAGUCUCUUUGACUUGAGUAAUAUCGGCCUGUUUGGAGCAGACACCCAACAGAGUAAAGUGGCUCCGAGUGCAGCUGCUAGCAGGCCAGUAUUUUCAUCUCGCUCUGAGCAGGGCAGUAAAAAUGAAGUGUUCCUCGAUGUGAUUGAAAGACUUACAGUGGUAAUUGGAAGCAAUGGAACUGUGAUGAAGGUGGACGUGCAGGGUGAGAUUCGCAUGAAGUGCUUCCUUCCCAGCGGCUCUGAGUUGAGAAUUGGUCUUAAUGAAGAAUUCAGUAUUGGGAAAUCAGAACUGAGGGGAUAUGGUACAGCGGUACGGGUGGAUGAAUGUAGCUUCCAUGAAGUGGUGAAACUGGAUGACUUUGACAGUAACAGGAUCCUAAAGCUGCAUCCCCCACAAGGAGAGCUGACGAUAAUGCAUUACCAGCUGUCGGAUGAUCUUCCCUCAGUGCUGCCAUUCCGACUGUUUCCAACUGUGGAGAAAGAUUUAAAUUCAAAAUUGAUGGUUCACCUAAAACUGAGAUGUGACCUUCCUCCAAAGAGCCAAGCCCUGAAUGUCAGAGUACACCUACCAGUUCCAAAGAAUACAAUCAGUUUAUCUCAGGAACUCAGCAGUCCAGAUCAGACAGCCGAGCUUCAGCAAAGCACAAAAUCUAUUCAGUGGGUCAUUUCCAGAUUUCCUGGUGGCUCCCAACUUUCUGCACUCUUUAAGCUGGAAGUGCACAGUCUAAGUACUUCGCCUACUCUGGAAGUUGGGCCAGUCAGUAUGUCUUUUGAGCUACCUAUGCAUACAUGUUCUGGACUUCGGAUCAGAUUUCUGAGACUUUCCAGCCUGCAGACAGGCCUUCCCCAUCGCUGGGUCCGUUAUGCAACUCACAGUGAUUCUUAUGUAAUAAGAGUAUGAAUUCUUCCCCAUAUAGUGUUAUGGUAGUAUGUACCAGUAUUUAUGUAACCUAGAGAGAGAGACUGAAUUACAUUAAUUUCAAAACAGCAAAGAGAAAUUGUUUUGUCAUCCCAACAGAAGCAGGAGUUUCUCUGAAAACAGUUGCAGCUGUUAUGUAUUCUCUGGUUCUGUGUAUUUCCAUAGUAAAAUACCACAUCAUUUAAAACAUUUUGGUUUGUCUGCCAAGAUUAUUGUCCAUAAAAUCACUGAUAAAACACUAGCAACCAAGAUAUCACACUGUAUAUGUUGGUCUGUAUAAUAAAUUACUCAUUUAUGAUUA
Molecule: messenger RNA, 1993 nt
Organism: Protopterus annectens (West African lungfish)
Lineage: Eukaryota; Metazoa; Chordata; Ceratodontiformes; Protopteridae
Gene: AP4M1
Product: adaptor related protein complex 4 subunit mu 1
Exons: 16
Coding region: 337-1674 (445 amino acids)
Biological process (GO): Golgi to lysosome transport; protein targeting
Cellular component (GO): cytoplasmic vesicle; trans-Golgi network; clathrin adaptor complex
Source: RefSeq, a predicted model, not a curated record